AUGCCUCCAUUGUCGGCAUACACUUCGUUUGAGUCGCUGCUCUUCUUCCAGUCGCUAGCGAUCUCGGAAACCGCACCAACAAGCUUUGGGUCCAUCUCAGAGCUCUUGCGCAAUAACCCGUUAGUUCGUGAGAAUGUCGAAUUCAAUGCGGAUCGCCUGACACCAGAGGCGCUGGAAGACCUGUAUGCGACUCUGAUGCGCGAUGGGUUUAAGAAAGAGGCCGUACUUCCAGUCAAUGGUCGACCGACAGAGACCUUGAGCCCGCCAAACCCGAAGAAACGCAAGAUAUCGAGCCCGCGACCAGAGGCAUUAGCUGCCGGGGCUUCACAUGCCGCGCUUAUUCCCGAAUUGGUGGCACACUUGUACGCCAAAUACAGAGACCUUGUGACCAGAGAAAUCAGGGACGAUGAGAAGCAGUACACCGAGAUCAGAGCGGAACUGGAGCGUUUACAGAAGGAGGACGAGCAACCCACAGAACCGACACCAUCCAGGCCUGCAAAGGUAGCACACACGGAGCUCACGGAUAUUGAUGUAAAAGAAGAACACCUCGGCCAAAAUAUACAAGAUCGGACAAGCAAGCCUCUUGCAGCUACGGUUCCGCACGUGCAGGACAAGCCAGCUCCACCAGAACCGCGACCACAGCGUAUUGAGGUAAAUGUGCCUCCUCCAAGUCAAGACAUCCCGAAGGCCCAGCCAGCUCCUGUGAGCCAACCACAAGUUCAACCACAAGCGCAGACUCCUGCGCCCAAAGCCCCAGGGGCUGGACAGCCACAACCACCGGCCGCCAAUAUCCAAGCCUUGGCAAAACCGCCUGUUCAGCCCCAGCUUGCUCCCUCUGCUCAGAAGCCACCUACCACACCCGCUGGAGCGCGUAUAACACCGGCUCAUCCUUCGCAAAUCGCACCUCGCGCCCACCCUACGCCUACACCCCUCUCUAGCAAGCUUGGUCCUGCACUCCCGCCGGCGCCUCAGCGCACUCCAGCACAGCCGAGCUUCCAGCAAUGGCAACUCGACCCUUCUCCACACUCUACCUACUCCGCUAUUUCUCCGGGCACUGCUACUCCCCAAGCAGCUCAAGCCAAUAUUAAACGACCUGUUCCACCUCUCUCCGCCAACCAACCAGCACCAGGAUCGCAGGCUCCUGUAUCAUUCCAAUCUCCUUUCCCAAGUACACCUGGUGCGGUUUCUGCUGUACAAACCCCCGUCCCAAUCGGCCGGCCCCGCAUCUCUCAAACACCAAGUUCCACAUUCCCUUCAUUCUCUGAAUCGCGUGCUUCUCAUCCGCGGCUCUCCAUUGACACGCAAGGCUCUUCAACGCCAUGGAAAAGGACUCCUCUUCUAAGUAUUCCGAAGUCCCCACCCACACCUCCACGUCCACUGCCUGAGGAUGUCAGCCCGAUCAGUGACAGGGGGCAAUCGCCAAUCGAUGCGAUGGACAUGUCACCUCCUCCAAGGCUGAACCGCGCGCAACGAGCCCGAUCCCCCGAGGACAAGAAACCUCGGCGUGGCCGUGCUGACAGCAAGUCCGCUGCUAAUGUCAAGAUUGAGAAAUCGGAGAAACCAGCUUCGACCCGAAGGACUCGUGCUGUGAGUUCGGUCUCGUCCCAGAGUCGUGGACGAUCCCUGGCUUCCCGUGGUGAAUCCCCUAUUCCUUCAGAGCGGACAACGAGCCGCCGCAAGGGUGCGGCUGCUACUGUGAACGAAGAUACCCCCAAAGCUCGUUCCAAGCGCAAGCGCGGGCCAAGUGAAGCUUUAGAACAAGAACCCCACCCUUCCGAUAUUCCGAAGUUUGACACAACCCAAUAUGUCAUGGCCACGCGCAAUUUCCACCGAACUGCUGCUCCUAUCAUGAAUGAUGUAUCUACUCAUAAGCUCGCCUCCAUCUUCAGCAAGCCAAUUGGCGAGCGUGACGCACCUGGCUACCACGACCUCAUCUACCGCCCACAAGAUCUCAAAUCUAUUAAAUCUGCCGUCCAUCAGGGCAGCAAAGCAGUCGCUACGGCCGCCGAAUCCGUCAGUACCCCUGCCGGAGAUGGAGAGUCUCCUGCUCCCGGCAGUACACCGUCGUCCAAGAAUGGCCUUCUUGUGUUGCAGAAGAAUGAAGAUUUCGUACCACCAAAGGGAAUCGUCAAUUCCGCACAAUUGGAAAAGGAAUUCAUCCGUAUUUUCGCCAACGCCAUCAUGUUCAACCCCAUCCCCCAGCGCGGAUUCGGACCUGCUUUCCCCAUGACCAGUGACCGUGGCUCACGCGAAAGCACUCAAAUGGGCGAUAGCGACGAGGGUGGUAUUAUUCAUGAUUCACUGGAGAUGUUCGGAGAUGUCGAGCAAGCUGUCACUAGGUGGCGUGCUGCUGAGCGGACUGCGGACGAACUAGCCAACAAGAACAUUCUUUCCCUUCGUCGUGGCAGCGCCAGUGAUUUCAACACUGACAGUACCGAUGAUGUGAAAGGCUGA
Messenger RNA from Penicillium nucicola, 2454 nucleotides. RefSeq lists its product as uncharacterized. Gene Ontology annotation, cellular component: NuA4 histone acetyltransferase complex. Gene Ontology annotation, molecular function: protein binding. The transcript has a single exon. Bases 1 to 2454 code for a protein of 817 amino acids. NCBI's taxonomy places the organism in Eukaryota, Fungi, Ascomycota, Eurotiomycetes, Eurotiales, Aspergillaceae. The record is from RefSeq and is a predicted model, not a curated record.